Molecule: messenger RNA, 2232 nt
Organism: Limanda limanda (common dab)
Lineage: Eukaryota; Metazoa; Chordata; Actinopteri; Pleuronectiformes; Pleuronectidae
Gene: klhl31
Product: kelch-like family member 31
Exons: 3
Coding region: 78-1985 (635 amino acids)
Biological process (GO): negative regulation of protein phosphorylation
Cellular component (GO): cytoplasm; nucleus
Molecular function (GO): protein binding
Source: RefSeq, a predicted model, not a curated record
UGGAGGCACAAGUUCCUUCUUCCCCAGCCUCAGCUUCAAUUCUCAAAGAGUCUGGGCUGUGUUCUGCUGCUACAGCCAUGGCACCCAAAAAGAGCAAGACCACCAAGAAAAGUAAAGGAGACAUAAAUGAAAUGACCAUCAUGGUUGAGGACAGCCCCAUCACCAAGAUCAACGGGUUAAAUACUCUGUUGGAAGGAGGAAAUGGUUUCAACUGCAUCUCAACUGAAGUCACUGACUCAGUGUACGCCCCGAAUCUCCUGGAGGGUCUGAGCAGCAUGAGGCAAGACAGCUUCCUCUGCGAUCUGACAGUAACCACCAAGUCCAAGUCGUUCGACGUGCACAAGGUCGUCAUGGCCUCCUGCAGCGAGUACAUUCGAAACAUUCUGAAGAAGGACUCCACCCUCCAGACGAUUGACCUGACUGACCUCUCACCGGUCGGCCUCGCCACUGCCAUUACGUAUGCAUACUCCGGAAAGCUGACCCUGUCACUCUACAGCAUCGGCAGCACGAUCGCCGCGGCCAUCCUGCUGCAGAUCGGCACCCUGGUGAAAAUGUGCAGCGACUUCCUCAUGCAGGAGCUCAGCGUGGAGAAUUGCAUGUACGUGGCCAAUAUUGCCGACGCCUACAGUCUCAAAGAAACCAAGGAGGCAGCCCAGAAGUUCAUGAGGGAGAACUUCAUUGAGUUCUCCGAGAUGGAGCAGUUCCUGAAGCUCACCUACGAGCAGAUCAGCGACUUCCUCUCAGACGACUCCCUGCAGUUGCCCUCCGAAAUCACGGCUUUCCAGAUCGCCAUGAAGUGGUUGGACUUUGACGAGAAGAGGCUGAAGUACGCAGCAGAUCUCCUGACCCACAUCCGCUUUGGCACCAUCUCUGCCCAAGACCUGGUGAAUCACGUCCAGAGCGUGCCCAGGAUGAUGCAAGACUCCGAGUGCCACCGUCUCCUUGUUGAUGCCAUGAAUUACCACCUGCUGCCAUACCAACAGAAUAUCCUCCAGUCACGCAGAACCAAGGUCCGCGGAGGCCUCAAGGUGAUUCUCACAGUUGGCGGACGUCCGGCCCUGACAGAGAAAUCUCUCAGCAAAGAUGUCCUCUACAGAGAUGCAGAUAACGUGUGGAAUAAGUUUACAGAAAUGCCGGCAAAGAGCUUUAACCAGUGUGUGGCAGUCUUGGAUGGUUUCCUGUAUGUGGCAGGUGGCGAGGACCAGAAUGAUGCAAGGAACCAGGCUAAACAUGCUGUCAGCAACUUCUGCAGAUAUGACCCCCGUUUCAACAACUGGAUUCACUUGAGCAGCAUGAUCCAAAAGCGCACCCACUUCAGCCUUAACACCUUCAAUGGCCUCUUGUUUGCCAUCGGAGGGAGAAAUGGUGAUGGCGUUCAGGCCUCUGUGGAAUGCUAUGUGCCCUCCUCCAACCAUUGGCAGAUGAAAGCUCCCAUGGAUGUGCCCCGCUGCUGUCAUGCCAGCUCGGUCAUCGAUGGAAAGAUCCUCGUGUCCGGAGGGUACAUCAACAACGCCUACUCCAGGGCUGUGUGCUUGUAUGACGCCUCCACCGACACCUGGUACGAUAAGACCAGCCUCAGCACACCUCGAGGUUGGCACUGUGGUGCCACCGUGGGAGACCGGGCCUAUGUCAUUGGCGGCAGCCAGCUGGGAGGCCGCGGGGAGAGGGUGGAUGUCCUUGCCGUCGAAUCUUACAAUUCUCACAGUGGCCAGUGGAGCUACUGCACACCCCUGCACACGGGGGUGAGCACGGCAGGUAUUUCCACUUUGAACAACAAGGUUUAUCUCCUCGGAGGUUGGAACGAGGGCGAGAAGAAAUACAAGAAAUGCAUUCAGGUUUUCAACCCCGACCUCAAUGAAUGGACUGAGGACGAUGAAUUGCCGGAAGCCACGGUCGGUAUUUCAUGCUGUGUCCUGAUCAUGCCCACACGGAAAACACGAGAGUCCAGAGCCAGUUCAGUUUCAUCUGCACCCGUCAGUAUAUAAGAGCUGAAUUGAAAGUGAUGAUGUAGUUUACAUGUCUACAGGUCUCCAGCUUGUGUGUUGCAGGAAGCUUAGUUCUCAGCUAUAACAACAGCCUCUUUUUCGGGACUAAGAUUAUCAGUUGAAAUGGGCAUCAACUUUUUUGAUGACAAAAAUGAACAAAAAUUUAAAAAAAAGCAAAUUUGGGAAGAUGGCCUUGUGAAAAAAAUGUUAAACUAAUUUUAUUGAGGCAAAAUUAAGCCAGUGUUGG